Molecule: messenger RNA, 720 nt
Organism: Suillus subaureus
Lineage: Eukaryota; Fungi; Basidiomycota; Agaricomycetes; Boletales; Suillaceae
Exons: 2
Coding region: 1-720 (239 amino acids)
Source: RefSeq, a predicted model, not a curated record
AUGAUUGCACAGCACUGUGCCAAGUCAUGGAUCAUUCAUUUGAAGGAGUUGUCAGGUGUGGCUGUGCUAAAUGUGCAAAGAGGGAUGAAAGGACAUGUGAUCAUAUCCUCAAAAUCCUUUGCAUUUAAUGUGUUAAUGCCAAUAUGUGUAUUAUUUGUGGGAAGUUUGCCACCUACCUGUGAAUGGUUGAGAAAGCAUGCUACACCGUUGAUUGUGCAUAGGGAGAAGGUUAGAGAUGCAUUGUUGUGGCUUAAGGAUAAUAACAAGCAUUAUCAUGAUGUUACUGUUGAUCAUGAAAAUAUUGACACAUUAUCUGAGUCUGACAUUGUUCCCAUUCAUGUAGAACAUGUACAGACUUCUGAGCAACACAAAUCGUUGACUUCGCAGUAUGAUGGAAUUGACAAUUUCCCUGUGGACACUGAGUGGAUGGAAGGCAUUUUCAAUAAGGUCAUUGUUAUGGACAUUGAUCCAAAUGCUCCAGCUCAUGGAUUACAGGCUGUGGCUAUGAAACAUAUGAAGAGCAAACAGGAUGGAUUUAUUCAGAUCCCACAUGGAAAACAGCCAGUAAAUGAAUUUUCUAAACUGGUUCUCUUCCCAUUGAUGUAUCCAUCCUUGUUCCCAUAUGGUAUUGGGGGGUUUGAAGAUCCAAGCCAUAAAGAGAAGCUUUCGCUCAAGUGUCACAUUAAGCAUUUCUUUGCACUCCAUGACAUGCAUUUUUAA